Triplophysa rosa is the source of this 1633-nucleotide messenger RNA. RefSeq lists its product as uncharacterized. Gene Ontology annotation, biological process: transmembrane transport. Gene Ontology annotation, molecular function: transmembrane transporter activity. Gene Ontology annotation, cellular component: membrane. The record is from RefSeq and is a predicted model, not a curated record. Lineage: Eukaryota; Metazoa; Chordata; Actinopteri; Cypriniformes; Nemacheilidae. The coding region runs from base 1 to 1389 and encodes 462 amino acids. The transcript has 7 exons.
AUGUCGACAUGGAAAGAGAAACUGAGGAGAACAGUUACAGUGGAGCCGGUAAUAUUCCUCUAUAUGACCAGUACUUUCAUCGUGACACCUGCAUAUCAACAGAUGAUUAUCACAAAGGUUUGUCAUCAAUUACUCAAGAAUGAUACUAUCUGCAAUAAUCCUGCGCACCACAAAGAUGACGAGGAGGUUCAAGUGAAGGCAUCCUACAUCCUCCUCCUCUUCAACGCCACCCUCAGCCUGGUCUCCAUCCCUCCUGCAAUACUACUGGGCUCCUGGUCGGACCGCGCUGGCCGCCGUAUGGUCAUGGCGUUCCCAUCUGUGCUGUCUCUGCUGAGUGGGGGGUUGUUACUGGCUAUAGACCUACUGGACAACAUCAAUGUUUACUGGACCUUGAUGGCUGCUGCCCUAGUAGGCCUGACCGGUGGCCACGUUUCCAUCUUCCUUAGCUGUUUCAGUUACCUGGCCGACUUGACCAUGGGCUCCAACUCAAGUCGCACGUUACGUAUGGCAGUGGCCGAGUCCAUGAUCUUUGUGGGAGGGAUGAUUGGCUUUCUUCUAGGUGGAUUCCUAGAGCAGGAAUAUGGGCUGAAGGCAGCGUUCGGGGCUUAUAUUGGUUGCCAUGUUCUGGUACUUCAUUAUAUCGUCCUAUGGCUUAGAGACCCUAUGUCAGUAAAAAGUACAUUUACUGUUCCCUCUAAAGAGGAUACGGUUAAGGAGGGAGCCCAAGCAGACCAGUCUGGAGUGUUUAUCCUAAAGUACGCCAAGCUUUCUUUCAAAGCAGUUUUUAAGAGGAGACCAGGGCAGGACAGACUGAAAUUGCACUUUCUCAUUCUCUGCACCUUUCUAAAUAACCUGGUAGCUGUUGGGGAUCAGUCCAUCUUGCUGCUGUAUCUGAAAUAUGAGCCCAGAGAGUUUACAACUGCCCUGUUUGGGGUAUUUAACUCUGCAAGGAUGCUUUUGCUGGGCUUUGGUCUACUGGGUCUAUUUCCUGUGCUGAUGAGGUGUAUGAAGGAGAUGACUCUAGCAAAACUCAGUGCUGUCUUCAGAAGCGCUUCUUACGUCCUACUCGCCCUCUCCAACAACACAUGGAUGGUCUUCCUCGUGGCUUUGGUUGGGGCUCCAGCUGGGAUCAGUCAAGCAGUGAUUCGUUCUUUGUCUUCUGCUAUUGUGGGACCAGACGAACAAGGUGCCAUGUUCUCUUUCUCUGCCUCAGUGGAAGCAACCUGCAUUAUUAUUGCUUCCACGAUCUUUAAUGGCCUCUACCCUCUGACCUUGUCCACCUUCCCUGGCAUGCCCUUCAUCAUCAUGGCUGCCUUCAUGCUUAUCGUGCUCAUUCUUUUACAGUGGAUUAGCGAGAUGCCCACCACUCUGCCUCGCCUUGUGCUUUAGUACAUAGUCUGCUACUGGAUUACUCUUCAAGUACAAAGUGUAUCCAUAAUUGGAUAUUGUACAGUUUUCUAUAAGCAUGUAUAAACCACAAUAUAAAUGUCCUUGUCCUUAAGAGCUGCUGUUUGUAAACCAAAUAUGUUGUUUUCGUAAGGGUUGUGCAUCAUUCAGAAGUGAAUUGAGGACAACUUUUACGAUAUAAUUUCAGACUGAAUGCACAAUUUAGAGCUACCCUUUUUUAUUUUGA